Molecule: messenger RNA, 681 nt
Organism: Lachancea nothofagi CBS 11611
Lineage: Eukaryota; Fungi; Ascomycota; Saccharomycetes; Saccharomycetales; Saccharomycetaceae
Source: the annotation of a GenBank genome assembly
AUGACAAGCAUUGAAGACAUCAAAAGGCUCGUGCUGAAGCCUUAUCAGAACCACCGUCAACUAAGCAUCAAAGAAGCAGAUACAAUUUCUUUGGAAAUACUAGAUUUAUUGAGCCAGUCUGAUUGUAAAGACACAGCGACAUUGAAAUACCUGGCGAACUUCCUCACUCUCGAGACUUACCAUGAUUUAGUCGAGGAAAGAAACCUCAAUAAAAAGUGCGGUUAUCCCGCUUGUGAUAGAAGCCAGAAUAGAGUCAGGGAUCCAUACGGCAGAAAUGCAAUGGCUACGCAGUUUUUACAGCAAAACAAUCCGUACGCUUACCUAUCGCACUACUGCAGCAAGUUCCAUUACCGCUGUUCUCAGUUUUACGAAGUUCAACUCACUGACGAUGCGCUCUUCGUGCGUAUUGGCGUUCAUCUCGAUGAUGAGGUUAAAUCCAACGCGCCUAAACUACAAGACAUAUCUUUGCUGGAGGAGAUUAUACAGGGAGAAGAGCUGAAGCAGCAGGACCUGAUUUCACUUGUCAGCGGAAUAGGACAAUUACAAAUCAGUCAAAAUGGAGAUGAUGAUGCGAAACAGGAGCUUGAAAAAGAUCUUAGCGACUGGCUUUCGCGAAUCAAUAUUGUAGAGAACGAGUCCCCACACCCAAUGGGUGACUUUUUCAACGAAAGAUCAAGGUGA